UACGUGGAAGCAGCCAGCGCGUGCGCAGUCUGAGCCUUUCGUCUCAGCUGUGAGGAAAGCGCUGAGGGUAACGUCCCCGGCUCGGGGGAGACCUGCGGGGUCAUGGCCCCCCGCUGACAGGGCCCGCCGAGUGGAGAAGGGGGCGAGGCUCUCCGUGGACCCUCCGCCGGGUCCGCGGCAGUCGACUUGUCCCUCGGCCUUCCCGUUCGGUGCUGCCGCCGCCGCCGCCGCCGCCGGCGGCGGCUGAGGCGGGGAGAUGAGCUGGUUCAACGCCUCCCAGCUCUCCAGCUUCGCCAAGCAGGCCCUGUCUCAGGCCCAGAAGUCCAUCGACAGGGUCCUGGACAUCCAGGAAGAGGAGCCGAGCGUCUGGGCCGAGACCAUUCCGUACGGAGAGCCGGGAAUAAGCCCCCCUGUCAGUGGAGGAUGGGAUACUUCAACCUGGGGGUUAAAAUCCAACACUGAACCUCAGAGUCAACCGGUAGCGUCUCCUAAAGCAAUUACAAAGCCAGUUCGGAGAACUGUGGUAGAUGAAUCUGAAAAUUUCUUCAGUGCCUUUCUCUCUCCCACCGAUGUCCAGACCAUUCAGAAGAGUCCAGUGGUAUCAAAACCACCAGCUAAAUCACAGCGACCAGAAGAAGAAGUGAAAAGCACCUUACAGGAGUCCUUGCACGCUGGACAGUCAAGAACAACUGAAGCCCCUGAGCCCAAAGUAGAAGACUCUCCUCCGUGUGUAUCAGGGGAAACUCUGACAGCGAGUACUCUGUCUCCUAAAAGUAAGGGCAAGCAUGAAGAAACUCUUAAUAAAGAAUCUGAUACAAAGGUGUCAACCGUACAUUUGAAAGUAUCUGAAAGUGUAAUUAAUGUGAAAACAACUAGGGAAAAUGUAUCUAAUAUGCGUACACAGCCUCUCACAGCGGAAACAAAGGACAUGGCUUUGGAGCCUAAGGAGCAAAAACAUGAAGACAGACAGAGCAAUACACCUUCUCCUCCUGUUAGUACCUUCUCAUCAGGUACUUCUACCACUAGUGAUAUUGAAGUUUUAGAUCAUGAAAGUGUAAUAAGUGAGAGCUCAGCAAGUUCGAGACAAGAGACUACAGAUUCAAAAUCAAGUCUGCACUUGAUGCAGACAUCCUUUCAGCUUCUCUCGGCAUCUGCUUGUCCUGAAUAUAAUCGUUUAGAUGAUUUCCAAAAACUCACUGAGAGUUGCUGCUCAUCUGAUGCUUUUGAAAGAAUAGACUCGUUUAGUGUACAGUCAUUAGAUAGCCGUAGUGUAAGCGAAAUCAAUUCAGAUGAUGAAUUGUCAGGCAAGGGAUAUGCUUUAGUACCUAUUAUAGUUAAUUCUUCAACUCCAAAGGCUAAAACAGUUGAAUCUGUUGAAGGAAAACCUGAAGAAGCAAAUGAAACAUUAAUUGUGCCCACUGAAGAAACAGAAAUGGAAGAAAGUGGACGAAGUGCAACUCCUGUUAACUGUGAACAGCCUGAUGUCUUGGUUUCUUCUACACCAGUAAAUGAAGGGCAUACUGUCCUAGACAAGGUGGCUGAGCAGCCUGAAGCUCCUGAAAGUCAGCCAGAAGCACUUUCUGAGAAGGAAGAUGUAUUCAAGACAGUUGAAUUUCUGAAUGAGAAACUGGAUAAAAGGGAAGCUCAGUUAUUAUCUCUUAGUAAAGAAAAAGCACUUCUAGAAGAAGCUUAUGAUAAUCUGAAAGAUGAAAUGAUCAGAGUGAAAGAAGAGAGCAGCAGCAUUUCUUCCUUGAAAGAUGAGUUUACUCAAAGAAUUGCAGAAGCAGAAAAGAAAGUUCAGCUAGCCUGCAAAGAGAGAGAUGCUGCUAAAAAGGAAAUCAAAAGUAUAAAAGAUGAACUUGCUACUAGAUUAAAUAGUAGUGAAACGGCAGACCUUUUGAAAGAGAAAGAUGAGCAGAUCCGAGGGUUAAUGGAAGAAGGAGAAAAACUUUCAAAACAGCAGCUGCAUAAUUCUAACAUCAUUAAGAAAUUAAGAGCUAAAGACAGAGAAAAUGAAAAUAUUAUUGCAAAGCUGAACAAAAAAGUUAAAGAGUUAGAAGAAGAGUUACAACAUUUAAAACAGGUCCUUGAUGGCAAAGAAGAGGUUGAGAAACAACAUAGAGAAAAUAUUAAGAAGCUAAAUUCUGUGGUAGAACGCCAAGAGAAGGAUCUUGGCCGACUUCAAGUAGACAUGAAUGAGCUUGAAGAAAAGAACCGAAGUAUUCAGGCUGCUCUUGAUAGUGCAUACAAAGAACUUACUGAUCUCCACAAAGCCAAUGCUGCAAAAGAUAGUGAAGCCCAGGAAGCUGCUCUAAGUCGUGAAACGAGAGCUAAAGAAGAACUUUCUGCAGCAGUGGAGAAGGCCCAAGAAGAAGCCCGUCAGCAGCAAGAAACAUUAGUGAUUCAAGUGGGGGACCUUAGGCUGGCACUGCAACGUGCAGAGCAAGCAGCUGCCAGAAAAGAGGAUUAUUUACGUCAUGAGAUCAGUGAACUCCAGCAGAGACUCCAGGAAGCAGAGAAUCGAAACCAAGAACUGAGUCAAAGUGUUUCAUCAACAACAAGACCAUUGCUUCGACAGAUAGAAAAUUUGCAAGCAACUCUAGGGUCCCAGACGUCAUCAUGGGAGAAGUUAGAGAAGAAUCUUUCUGAUAGACUUGGUGAAUCCCAGACCUUGUUGGCAGCAGCAGUUGAGAGAGAACGUGCGGCCACAGAAGAACUUCUUGCCAACAAAAUUCAAAUGUCUUCCAUGGAGUCACAGAAUUCUCUCUUAAGACAAGAAAACAGUAGAUUUCAGGCCCAGCUAGAAUCAGAGAAAAAUAGGAUAAGAAAACUAGAGGAUGAAAAUAAUAGGUACCAGGUUGAAUUAGAAAACCUAAAAGGUGAAUAUGUAAGAACACUUGAAGAGACAAGGAAAGAAAAGACACUGUUGAAUAGUCAGUUAGAAAUGGAGAAAAUGAAAGUUGAACAGGAAAGGAAGAAAGCAGUUUUCACUCAAGAAGCAAUAAAAGAAAAGGAACGGAAGCCAUUUUCUGUUUCUAGCACUCCCACAAUGUCACGCUCAAGUUCGAUAAGUGGAGUUGAUAUGGCAGGGCUACAAACAUCUUUUAUGUCUCAGGAUGAGCUUCAUGAUCACUCAUUUGGACCAAUGUCUGUAUCAGCAAAUGGAAGCAAUCUUUAUGAUGCUGUAAGGAUGGGAGCAGGAUCAAGCAUUAUUGAAAAUCUACAGUCUCAGCUAAAGCUAAGGGAAGGAGAAAUUACUCAUUUACAGCUAGAAAUUGGCAAUCUAGAAAAAACACGCUCCAUAAUGGCUGAAGAGCUAGUUAAAUUAACAAAUCAAAAUGAUGAACUUGAAGAGAAAGUGAAGGAGAUACCCAAACUUCGAACUCAGCUAAGAGAUUUGGAUCAAAGAUACAACACUAUUCUGCAGAUGUAUGGAGAAAAAGCAGAAGAGGCAGAAGAACUUCGAUUAGAUCUUGAAGAUGUAAAAAAUAUGUAUAAGACUCAAAUAGAUGAACUUUUAAGACAAAGGCUCAGUUAACUUCUGAAAAUUACAUUCCCAUCAAACUGAAUGUAAACAUUUAAUAUCUAAGUGCAGAUAUCCAAUAAAUUCUUUUAUAGAAUUAGAAAGUGGAAUUUAGCAUUCAAAAAUUGAAAAAAAUUGUUUUAUAGUAUAUAGUAAUAUUUCCAGUUAAAUU
Messenger RNA from Eubalaena glacialis (North Atlantic right whale), 3695 nucleotides. It is a transcript of the gene TMF1, whose product is annotated as TATA element modulatory factor 1. The record is from RefSeq and is a predicted model, not a curated record. Gene Ontology annotation, cellular component: endoplasmic reticulum; Golgi apparatus. NCBI's taxonomy places the organism in Eukaryota, Metazoa, Chordata, Mammalia, Artiodactyla, Balaenidae. The transcript is spliced from 17 exons. The coding region runs from base 257 to 3538 and encodes 1093 amino acids.